AUGACUUUGAGGUCUUUCUUUGAGGAUGAAGAGGUGUCUUCUUUACUUGGUGUGGUUCUAAGGGGGAGCCUGGGCAGAGGGAGGAAGAGGUUGAUAGAAAAGAUCAAGAUCUGCAGGAUUGUGGAAAUCAUGGUGAGUUCCGUGGCUGUGUGCGACCUAAGGACUAGCUCGAUGCUGCUUAGGGCCAUAGCAAGGGUUUACGAAGGCAAGGUGAGGAUUUGCCUACUUGAAGUCCGACUGCUUGUAAGGACCUUGAGUGUCACGAAGAAGAGGGAGAAGGGCAAGAGGACGAAGGGAAGAAAUAUGCUUUCGAUGGACACGGAGCACGUUUCAAGCAUAUACGGCUCUGAGUUUGGUGAUUGGCAUUAUAUGGACAGCAUGGGGGCUAGCUGCAGCGAGACUCUUGGGCUUAUGGAUGUGUAUGUUAGGCAGCCAAAAAGACGUUUUAAAGAUAUUACUGACAGGGCAACGGUGCUCGAUAUUUCUAGGAUGAUUGUUUUUAGAGCACCUGAAAACGAAAUUGUGGCCCUGGGUCCUGGGCCUUCGGGGGAGUGCUUUGUGCUUGCCGAGGCCAGAAAGGUAAGGCCUGCCCCUCAAAGCAUCGGGAUUGAGUACAGUGAGAUGUCGACAUUGGGAUCGAUAGAAAGGCCACGUAAUGCUUCUGUGCACACUAGUAGAGAAAGCACCUCAAGCAGUGAUUCUGAUGAGAAGAUAGCAGACUUCUCAUUGGAUGAGAGAUUUGACAAAUACAUUGCGGGAAGUAGGAGGGGAAGGGCAAAGGCAUUCUAUUUCGUACUUGAGAUGUGUUCAAGGGGCGUUUUUGCAGCGGUGCAGAAGCAGGCAUAUGGAGACAUUGUGCUUGUUAAACCUCGGGGCGAUUUUGGGGAAGUAUUUGAUUGA
Messenger RNA from Encephalitozoon hellem ATCC 50504, 900 nucleotides. RefSeq lists its product as uncharacterized. The record is from RefSeq and is a predicted model, not a curated record. NCBI's taxonomy places the organism in Eukaryota, Fungi, Microsporidia, Unikaryonidae. The transcript has a single exon. The coding region runs from base 1 to 900 and encodes 299 amino acids.